AGCGCGGUCUGAGCUUUCAGCGGACUCGCGCUGUCUGGCCCGCCGGACUCACCGCCAGCUCCUCCCCCGUCCGCCGCCGUCACCCGGGAAACCGGCCGUGCUCGCCCGCCGACCUGAAGCUGGUUUCAUGGCAGCUACGAAGAAAGCAGUUUUGGGGCCGUUGGUGGGGGCAGUGGACCAGGGCACCAGCUCGACGCGCUUUUUGGUUUUCAAUUCAAAAACAGCGGAACUACUUAGUCAUCAUCAGGUGGAAAUAAAACAAGAGUUUCCAAAAGAAGGAUGGGUAGAACAAGACCCUAAGGAAAUUCUGCAGUCUGUCUAUGAGUGUAUAGAGAAAACGUGUGAGAAACUUGGACAGCUCAACAUUGAUAUUUCCAACAUAAAAGCUAUUGGUGUCAGCAACCAGAGGGAAACCACUGUAGUAUGGGACAAGUUAACUGGAGAGCCUCUCUACAAUGCUGUGGCUGCUCCAGUUUCUCCUGGCCCUUCAGUUCCAGUUGCCGUUGUUCGCUCUGGCUCUUCAGUUCCAGCUGCUGGUACUUCCUCAGUGUGGCUUGAUCUAAGAACCCAGUCUACUGUUGAGAAUCUUAGUAAAAGAAUUCCAGGAAAUAAUAACUUUGUCAAGUCCAAAACAGGCCUUCCACUUAGUACUUACUUCAGUGCAGUGAAACUUCGUUGGCUCCUUGACAAUGUGAGAAAAGUUCAGAAGGCUGUUGAAGAAAAUAGAGCUCUUUUUGGGACCAUUGAUUCAUGGCUUAUUUGGAGUUUGACAGGAGGAGUCAAUGGAGGUGUCCACUGUACAGAUGUAACAAAUGCAAGUAGGACGAUGCUUUUCAAUAUUCAUUCUUUGGAAUGGGAUAAAGAGCUCUGCGAAUUUUUUGAAAUUCCAAUGGAAAUUCUUCCAAAUGUCCGGAGUUCUUCUGAAAUCUAUGGCCUAAUGAAAAUCUCUCAUAGCCUGAAAGCUGGGGCCUUAGAAGGUGUGCCAAUAUCUGGGUGUUUAGGGGACCAGUCUGCUGCAUUGGUGGGACAAAUGUGCUUCCAGGAUGGUCAAGCCAAAAACACGUACGGAACAGGUUGUUUCUUACUAUGUAAUACAGGUCAUAAGUGUGUAUUUUCUGAACAUGGCCUUCUGACCACAGUGGCUUAUAAACUUGGCAGAGACAAACCAGUAUAUUAUGCAUUAGAAGGUUCUGUAGCUAUAGCAGGUGCUGUUAUUCGCUGGCUAAGAGACAAUCUCGGAAUUAUUAAGUCCUCAGAAGAGAUUGAAAAACUUGCUAAAGAAGUGGGUACUUCUUAUGGCUGCUAUUUUGUCCCAGCGUUUUCAGGGUUAUAUGCACCUUACUGGGAGCCCAGUGCAAGAGGGAUAAUCUGUGGACUCACUCAGUUCACCAAUAAAUGUCAUAUUGCUUUUGCUGCAUUAGAAGCGGUUUGUUUCCAAACCCGAGAGAUUUUGGAUGCCAUGAAUCGUGACUGUGGGAUUCCACUCAGUCAUUUGCAAGUAGAUGGAGGAAUGACAAGCAAUAAAAUUCUGAUGCAGCUACAAGCAGACAUUCUGUAUAUUCCAGUAGUCAAGCCCUCGAUGCCUGAAACAACUGCACUGGGUGCUGCCAUGGCAGCUGGAGCUGCAGAAGGAGUUGGUGUGUGGAGUCUCGAACCUGAGGAUUUGUCAGCUGUCACAAUGGAGAGGUUUGAGCCUCAGAUCAACGCUGAGGAAAGUGAAAUACGUUAUUCUACGUGGAAGAAAGCUGUGAUGAAGUCAAUGGGCUGGGUCACAACGCAGUCUCCAGAAAGUGGUGACCCUAGUAUCUUCUGUAGUCUGCCCUUGGGCUUUUUUAUAGUGAGUAGCAUGGUAAUGUUAAUCGGAGCAAGGUACAUCUCAGGUAUCCCAUAAUUAAUAGAACUGACGGAUUCCCAAGAUGCAAGCUUUUUAUGUAAUGAGAGAAUCCAGCAAUUCUAUCUCUUAAUGUGAUGACACUAUUCAUAGACUCUGAUUUUAUUUAUAAGCCACUUGCUGCAUGACCUUCCAAGUAGACCUGUGGCUUGAAAUAAAGAAAAUGCAGCAGAAAGAAUGCUGUGGAAA
Messenger RNA from Lepus europaeus (European hare), 2080 nucleotides. RefSeq names its product glycerol kinase (gene GK). Gene Ontology annotation, molecular function: glycerol kinase activity. The record is from RefSeq and is a predicted model, not a curated record. Gene Ontology annotation, cellular component: mitochondrion. NCBI's taxonomy places the organism in Eukaryota, Metazoa, Chordata, Mammalia, Lagomorpha, Leporidae. The coding region runs from base 128 to 1891 and encodes 587 amino acids. The transcript has 22 exons. Gene Ontology annotation, biological process: triglyceride metabolic process; glycerol-3-phosphate biosynthetic process; glycerol metabolic process.